Colletotrichum lupini is the source of this 597-nucleotide messenger RNA. RefSeq lists its product as uncharacterized. The record is from RefSeq and is a predicted model, not a curated record. The transcript has 5 exons. The coding region runs from base 1 to 597 and encodes 198 amino acids. Lineage: Eukaryota; Fungi; Ascomycota; Sordariomycetes; Glomerellales; Glomerellaceae.
AUGGUACAAAAGAGGAGCAAAGAUCAGACGGAUGAGAUAGGAAGAAACCCCAAAUUCACCCAAGAAAGAGGGGAAGGUGGUUACUUAUACACCAAAUUGGCCAGCGUAAGAACGGACAUAGUCUUCUUGAUUCAGUCCAGGCCCCGAGAACUAGCGGCAGCAAAGUUUUCUUGUCCGGCGCAUUUCUUUGACUCCGACCCGGCUCUUCCUAACGUACACGGUCACGAUACCGAGUCGUGGCCUCCGGAGCCCCACAUCUCGGCACCGCUCAACGUACACGAACCCCAGGAAAGGCCUUGGACCGUUCAUCACUUGAUUGGCUGCAUUCAUGGCGUUCCUCGGGAUGACCUGCAACUUGCUGUUCCGAUGAAGUUCAUGAUGCUCAUGAUCAAACUUUCAGCCCUUGGACAUCUAGGGACAGCUGAGGAAAUAAGGAAGCGUCUUCCUGGCGGGAGAUGCCUCUUGUAUGAGAACAAAGGCAGGACAUACUGUAGCAGAACCUUUUCAAUCCUCACACUCAACUGGUCCCAUUUCCUCGAUACUCUCUAUCAGAGUCUCCAUAUUCUCCACAGCAGCUUUCCCUACCAAGCCUGCUAG